AAUUCGUUCACGUCAACCAAGCGACAGGUGAACGGUACGAACAUUUCAGAACGUUAGCACAGGCAUAACAUGUUUCAAAAGGUUUUUAGCGCUUUUAUUAUCUCUUGAGGUUGAUUUUAGACAUUUCUUGACUUGUCAGUUUAGCGACUUUUAUCAGAAUACGUCGAGAAACUGCUCCUGCUCUUGUGUGCAUCGAUAUAAUCUGUCCGUGUAGAAACACACGUCAUUUUUAUUCCCAAUACUUCCGCAAGCAAGGAAGACAGAUCAACUGAAACACAGCAGGGUCUCAUAUGGCACACACUGGCAGGAAAGAUGCUCCUGAACUUCCAGACUUUGCUCUGCUUAAAAGAUUGGCCAAGGAUCAGCUCAUCUAUCUCCUGGAACAGCUCCCAGGGAGAAAGGACUUGUUUAUUGAUGCAGAUUUGAUGAGCCCACUUGACCGAAUAGCCAAUGUGACCACACUUAAGCAACAUGAAGUGGACAAACUCUAUAAAGUUGAGCGCAAACCAAUCGUCAGCGUUUCAGACCAACUCUGCUUCCUGAUACGCCCUCGAAUCCAGACAGUGAAGUGGAUUGCAGAAAUAGUAAACUCCGACAAGGCAAUGGGAAGGUUCAGAAGAUAUAAAAUUAUCUUUACACCUCAAAAGUUCUAUGCCUGUGACACAGUUUUAGAGGAACAGGGUGUCUAUGGUGAUGUAACAUCUGACGAAUGGGCUUUCUACCUCCUUCCCCUUGAUGAUGAUAUUAUCAGUCUGGAACUGCCUGAAUUCUUCAGAGAUUAUUUUCUGGAGGGAGAUCAACGCUGGGUGACGACUGCAGGAAGUGCCUUACAUCUGUUACACUCCCUCUAUGGUCCCUUCUCAAAGGUCUAUGGGAUUGGACGAUGUGCCAAGAUGGUGUACGAGUCAUGGAGGGAGCAGGUGGAGGACGGGGAGCAGAAAGCACAGCAACCUGAGAUUGGCAAUGUUUUCCUCAUCGAUAGGGACGUGGACUUUGUUACUCCUCUCUGCUCUCAGGUGGUCUAUGAGGGACUAGUGGAUGACAUUUUCAGGAUUAAAUGUGGUAGUGUGGAGUUUGGUCCUGAGGUCACCUCCUCUGACAAGAGUGUAAAAGUGAUGCUUAACUUUCAAGAUAAGGUGUUCAGCGAAAUCAGAAACGAGCACUUCUCCAAUGUAUUCGGCUUUUUGAGUCAAAAAGCCAGAAGUCUUCAAACAGCAUAUGAUAAACGGCGUGGAAUGGAUAUUCAGCAAAUGAAGACGUUUGUUUCAGAGGAGCUUAAAGGUCUGAAACAGGAGCACCGUCUUCUCAGCCUGCAUAUUGGUGCAAGUGAAUCUAUAAUGAAGAAGAAAACCAAGCAAGACUUCCAGGAAUUGCUAAAGACUGAACAUUCUUUACUUGAAGAUUUUGAGGUUCGAGAAUGUAUUGGCUUCAUCGAAGAACACAUUAACAGACAGGUGUCUAUGAUCGAAAGCCUGAGGCUCCUUUGUCUGUUGUCUCUUACUGAAAAUGGACUCCUACCAAAAGACUAUCGUGCUCUAAAAGCUCAGUACCUCCAGAGUUAUGGCAUAGAGCACCUACUGACCUUUGCGAACCUGAGGCAGAUUGGACUGUUGGUGGAGCAACAGCCUGGAGAAGCCCUAACAGCGGUGGAAAGCAAAGUGGGCAAACUGGUCAAUGACAAGACAGCUGGAAAGCUGACUGAUGCAUUCUCCUCACUGGCCAAGAAAAGCAAUUUCCGAGCGCUGAGUAAAAAGCUGAUGCUUAUACCUAAAACAGGGGAGGAGUAUGACCUCCGAGUCCCACGGGACAUGGCUUAUAUCUUCAGUGGAGCUUACAUCCCUUUGAGCUGCAAACUGAUUGAACAGGUAUUGGAGCGAGAUGGCUGGACAGGACUUGAGGAAGUCACACGACUGUUAAAUGGACAUGAGUUUGCAGUCACAGGAGGUACCAGUGGGACUGAAGCACGAAUAAAAACAGACCCUCAAAGAAUUAUUCUUGUGAUGUUCCUGGGAGGAUGUACCUACUCUGAGAUGUCAGCCUUGCGCUUUAUAGGGAGAGAGAAAGGCUAUAAGUUUAUUGUGGUAACAACAGCGAUCACAAACAGUGCCAGACUGCUGGAGGCUCUGUUGGAAUAUCCAGCCUGAAUCCUCAGAAAGUGCUGUCCUCAUGGUGGCCUGUGUACAGGAUGGAGCUGAGCUGAGCAGAGCAUUGUAGAGGACGUUUUACUCUCAAUUACAAAUGGACAUGAAGGCCGUCAGUAAAAACAAAAGCACUACAUUAUGUCAUGUUUUGUUUUGUGACACAGUGAAGCAGCAGGAACAAAAUGCCACUUGGGAGUUUUUCAUAUUGUGUCCAGAUAACACCAAGAGCUCCACUGUGGGCAAUAAACGUGUGUUUGUUUUUUAA
Molecule: messenger RNA, 2406 nt
Organism: Neoarius graeffei (lesser salmon catfish)
Lineage: Eukaryota; Metazoa; Chordata; Actinopteri; Siluriformes; Ariidae
Gene: vps33b
Product: VPS33B late endosome and lysosome associated
Exons: 24
Coding region: 291-2144 (617 amino acids)
Biological process (GO): vesicle-mediated transport; intracellular protein transport
Cellular component (GO): lysosome; CORVET complex
Source: RefSeq, a predicted model, not a curated record